AACUCGAGCAACCUGAGCCCCGUUAUAUUAUAAGGAUGUUGCUUUUCUUUUUGUCUUUGCUCGUAACUAAUGCAGAACGUUUCAUCUUGUCUGCGAGUGUCUACGCGAUGACUCUCUGAACAGAGGAUGUUCGAUGCUUGAAGCUUCGCGAAGAAAGAGCUUCGUGAACUUCUAGAUUUAUGGAGUGGGGAUUUGGCACAUGGGGACCAAUAGCAGCCUGCUCGAAAAAAGAAAAGCUCGUGAACUGGAAAGGUAGAUAAAGGCGGGUAGUUUCGCUCGCUCGCCAAGCUAUUUAGUACAGAGGCGCGCGGCCUGAAAGGAUCGCGGCGGCUGGAGAAUGCAGGCGGCGGGGGUGUGGCUAUUGGCGAGACAACUGACGCAGUAAGCUGACGCAGGUCGCCCUCUUUUGCUGCUUCGUUAUGUGAUGUCCCCGAGCUUUCAACUUACUUUUUGCUUGAUGAAAUUGAAAGUGAAACGUAUAUUAGAUAUAUGUGCUGGAGAUCGUGGUAGGAUCACGUCAUCGUUAAUUAGCAACAAGGCAUAAUCUUCUGAAACCGAUGAAGCUGACGGCGUCCCAUCCAGUAUGUACUUCUACUAACACGAGCAGGACGCACUGGGGUCACACUUUUGUUCAUCCAAGAGAAUUACUUAUUUUUUCCUUGAUUAUGCCGAUCGUCUUUGAUCUUUUUCUUUACCCUACGCCUUUACAAGCCAAGCCGUAUGUGCGUCGCAGUCGCAAGUGCACUUGGCUUAUAGAUUCACCUGAUUUUGGUCCAGUAGCUUGAAUAUCGUGAUGCACCCUAAUACUAGACUUAUUUACAUAUUUAGGCGAUAUAAUGGUCUGGGAUCGUCGUAUAUCAUUAUUUCUCUGAAGUUGAACGAUAUAGAAGUGUGAUAUUCUGCUCUAGACGUUAUAGAGAAUAGAUCUAGUCGUGGUCGUCUACUGCAGUAAGAGGCGACGAACAACAGAACGUCACUCAGAAACGUUAAAAUCUGGUGUCUUCGUCUUCCCCAUCCUAUUUCGUCUUACUUUAAUUCAUGUUAGAGUUAGAUGAAGUGGUCUCCUACUCAUCGCAGCCGCAGAUACUUAAAAAAAUGUAAGGAGAGCAAACCUUUCUGGUAAAACGUUAUUAACUUAAAGUAACAUACUUUUAUGAAACUUCCUCCUGGUACAUCUGCUACGUACGGGAUGUGUCAGUCAAAAAAACAUAGCCGGAAUUGAACACAUAGAUAGGUAGACGUAGACAAAGAAAGAGAAACACAUAUCACAAAAAUUCUGCUUAAAUCAUGGAAAGGUUCAAAAUCUCUGGUUCACGUUCAUUUGUUCCAUUUUGCGUUUUCUUGGUGGCCUACCCGUCGUAUUAUAUAGGUAAACAAGCGCCCCAUUAAUGUUUUUUUAGGUGCUGAGCUUUUGGUUCGCGAGUAUCUAUUUAUUUUGUUCUGAUAAAAAGUCAACAGUUUAUUCCACCUGCCUGCAUACCAUAAACCAAGACAAAGGUGCAAAUAGGUGAUUGUUGCGCUAAUUGUACCAUUUAUUGCGGGCCGUCCGUCGUGCGUGGUCGACGGCGGGCCGGAAGAUGAUGAAGAAUCAAACUGGUUCUUGUUGUACUACAGAUCAGUGGUGGUCCACAUCCGCCGAAAAAAUUGUUUGUGACUGCAUGAGGAUGAGCGACCACGUGGAGUCGUGCUAGUUUAGGUGGAGAUGUGCUGCAA
Molecule: messenger RNA, 1713 nt
Organism: Amoebophrya sp. A25
Lineage: Eukaryota; Dinophyceae; Syndiniales; Amoebophryaceae
Source: the annotation of a GenBank genome assembly